UCAUCUAUCGCCGUCGUUGUCUCUCUUACCGGACGUUGUUUUUGUUUCCCUCCGGCGAAUUCAUCAGAGAGCGUUAUCAUUCAUGGCCACAACAAGGAGGUUAAGAGCAUUCAAGAGAUGGAUGAAAGCGAACGGAGUUGAUUGCAGCGACGCUCUCAACCUCGUUGACGACCAAAACGACGGUGUCUCUGUGAGAGCAUUAUGCGAUUUGAAAGAAGGAGAUGUCGUCGCCAAUAUCUCGAAACCUGCUUGUCUCACUAUCAAAACCAGUGGAGCUCGUGAGAUUAUCAAAUCAGCUGAUUUAGAUGGAAGUUUAGGUCUCUCUGUUGCUCUCAUGUACGAGAGAAGCUUAGGUGAAAAGUCCCCUUGGGCUGGUUAUCUUCAGUCUCUUCCUAUUCAAGAGGAUUUGCCUCUAGUUUGGUCCCUUCAAGACGUGGAUUCUCUCUUAUCUGGAACUGAGCUUCAUAAGGUUGUGAAGGAAGAUCAUGUUCUUAUAUGUGAGGAUUGGGAAGAAAACAUUUUGCCACUUACCUCUUCACUGCCUCAGAAUGUUGAUCCUGAUUCCUUUGGGAUUAAAGACUAUCUUGCUGCUAAGAGUCUAAUUGCUUCACGGUCUUUUCAGAUCGAUGACUACCAUGGAUCCGGGAUGGUUCCUCUUGCAGAUCUCUUCAAUCAUAAAACUGGGGCAGAAGACGUUCAUUUUACUGCUGAAUCAUCUCACAGUGAAUCCGAUACUGAUGAAUCUGACAAUGGUGAUGCUGUAAAUGAGGCCAAUGAUGAAGAUGAGCCUUCCAGUAAAAGUUCCUCCUCGCCUGAGCAAUCUUUUGAGGAAGUUCCUGCUGAAAUCACUGACGAAGAAGCCAACAAAGAAGAAGAAGAAGAAGAGGAGGAAGAAGAAGAAGAUGAAGAGAACUCAUCGAUGUUGCAAGAUGAUCUAUCCUGUUUAAAAAUGAUUAUGGUGAAGGAUGUUCCAGCUGGAGCUGAGGUAUUCAAUACAUACGGGUUGAUGGGGAAUGCUGCGUUACUCCACAGAUACGGAUUUACAGAGCCUGAUAAUCCCUACGAUAUAGUAAACAUAGAUUUAGAAUUAGUAACGGAAUGGAGCUCAUCCUCAUUCACAAGCCGGUACACCCGAGCUAGACUCGCCUUGUGGAGAAAACUAGGUUACACAGGAUGCGAGAGCCAAAACUCUGAAUACUUUGAGAUUUCUUCAACUGGAGAACCCCAAAGUGAGCUCUUGAUACUACUCUACAUAGUGCUCUUACCAGACGACGCAUACAACAAACUGGAUCUAGCUAUAUCAACAAAAGCAAGUCUCUCAAAAGAAGGAAAGAGAUCUUCGUCCUCCUCUUCUUACGAGAUAACAAUCGGGAAACACAAGUUCAAGCUUGGACAAAGUGGAAACGAUGUUCUUCUCACAGAAGGUGUUUGUGAAGCUCUUCUUGCUAUCGUGGAUAAGCGAGAGAGCUUAUAUGGAUCAUUGACGUCUUUGGAAGACGACAUUGGUGGACUCAAAGCUUGUUGUCUUCCAAGAGACAGGAGACUAUAUCAUUCGCUUGUGUUGCGUGUGAGUGAGAGGAAGAUUCUGAAGCAGCUCAGGAGCUACAUCCGUACAAAUGCCAAAGAGUUUUCCGGUGGAAAGCGCCGGAAGAAGGUGGUUUCAAAAUCCUAGCCACACAACCUUAACUUCCUCCCAUGGAAUUUCCUAUUUUCAUUUUUUGAAAUUUUAUCUAUUUACAUUGCAUCUGAGCAUAUUUGAACGAUUCUUUUUAAAUUCUAUUUAUCGGAAUUUUAUAAGAUAAAAAGAGAGUGUAA
Molecule: messenger RNA, 1815 nt
Organism: Capsella rubella
Lineage: Eukaryota; Viridiplantae; Streptophyta; Magnoliopsida; Brassicales; Brassicaceae
Product: ribosomal lysine N-methyltransferase 3
Exons: 5
Coding region: 83-1672 (529 amino acids)
Biological process (GO): peptidyl-lysine monomethylation
Cellular component (GO): nucleus
Molecular function (GO): protein-lysine N-methyltransferase activity
Source: RefSeq, a predicted model, not a curated record